Messenger RNA from Rotaria sordida, 3378 nucleotides. The record is from the annotation of a GenBank genome assembly. NCBI's taxonomy places the organism in Eukaryota, Metazoa, Rotifera, Eurotatoria, Philodinida, Philodinidae.
UUUUUUUUUUUUUUCUUUGAUCAUUCAAUCUUGAUGAAAUUUUUAGAAGAGAUGUAUAUCGAGUUAACAUAGCUCAUAGUAAUAAUUUUAACUGGAUACAAUGAAUUUUCCAAGAGUUAGUUUAAGAUUAUUGAUCAAAAUAUAGGACUCUGUGCGUCUUCAGUUCAUCCACACUUGUUCUUUCUAAACUUUCAAUAUUAUAUUUUUACAUGGCUAUGACGGAUAUGAAUCACAGAAAAUAUAGUAGAAUAAAUGUUUCUUAGUUUCUCACGAGAAAUGAUCGGGUCUAAAAAGAUUUGAUCCCGAUCAUGACUUUGAUAAACCUAAUCUGACUCCAGCGUCGGUGACUUUAGUUUUUUCUUUGAAUCCCAGUCCUGGUCUAGAGAAAGCUAUUCCAGAAAUUAAUAGUAUUACAUCUUUAAAAAAAUCCUUGAAUAUUCGUUUUGGAUUUAUGCAAUCGACGACUAGGAUUUUUUUCAUUCAUCUCUCUUGAAUUAUGUUUUAAUUGAUAAGACAAUUUAUUUAAAAUAAUAAAAUUUUUAACUAUAAUAUUUAGUUCCAGCUAGGACGACUUUUUUCUUGUAGUCUCAAUGACCAGAACCGGGACUAAAGUUGAUUCCGUACAUUUCUAUUUCUUACUCUUAUCUCUCUAUAUAUGUUUCUUCAAUAGUAAAUAUUCAUUUCCAAUAAAUUUCUCGAAGCAUAUGCUAGUUAACCAUUGUACUUUUCGUAAGCAAUCGAAAGACAUUUUUGAAAUGAAAGUAACAUUUCUCAACUGAUAAGACAACUACCGAAACGAAUAGUCGUCGUUUGAGUUUAUAUUGGAUCCGCAAGGAGGCCUCAAUAAUAUUAGAAUAAUUCUAAAAGGAUUCAUAUCCAUGGACCUUUGAAGCUGAGUUACGAUCAGUUUUUUUAUCCAGCUUUAGCUAUGUACCGAAAAAGACGUCCCUUUGCCGAGAUAUUGAAUUUCCAAAAAAAAAAUGAUUGUUUACCACAAAAAUCGAGUUUACUAGAAAAUUCAAUAAAACGAUUAUAACUCAGCUUCAGAGACUCAUGGACAUAAAGCCUUUUGAAUUUUUCCAGUCCUAGCGAGACCUUAUUAUGAAUCCCAUACGAGUUUUAACGACAGGAAUUAAUUCGGAUAGUUUCUUCGUGAGUUUUGAAUUGUUUAGAAGAGUUUUUCAAACUUCAAAAGUGAUGUUCAAUUGUAAAAAUAAUUGUAUUUCAGAAACUAUUAAGAGCUAACACGUCAAUAUCACAUUGUAUACAGAGGAGACUCAAGAUUACAAGAAUUCAGGAAAAGACGCCUAAGCUAUGAACGUAGUCAUUUAUUGAUUCAAAUUACAAAUUCAUUAUUUUUUUUCUUUGUUCUUUUCGAAAUUCAGGCUUAUCAAAUUGAUAGUGAACAUGGUUUAUCAAAUGAUCCAAUUGGUGCUGAUCGUUAUCGUUUAGAUAUUGAUUUAGGCAAAAUUACAUUUGUUCAUCAUCAUUUAAUGAGUAUGGAAUAUGUAUUAGCAAUGAGAAUGAAACAAAUGUAUGAAUGUUAUACUGUUCGAAGGCAACAACUUAUUGUUCAACAACUUUCUGAGAAAAUUAAAGCUCUUAAAAGUGCUGAAAGUAAUUGUCGAACAUUAUAUGAACAAAAUAAAUAUGCUGAUUCACCAGAACCAAAAGAAUUUUAUGAUCGAUUAGUUAAUUAUCAAAAUGAACUUCGUCAAGCUCGUAAUCAACGUUGUAAUGAAAUGAAACUUGAUCGAGAUUUACUUAAACAUUUAUUAGAUGUUUGGAAAGAAAUAAAAGAUAUUCGUCGUGCGAAUGGUUAUACAACAACAUCUGUUAAACUUAUUAUAAAACAAAUAUCAGGCAAGAAGACAAAACAUUAUGAACAAAUACAACAACAAAUUGAAGAAGAAAUUGAAGAUGAAAUAACUUUAGCUGAUGAACAAUAUCAACGAGAAAAAGAAGCUCAUACAAAAAUAGUUCGAAACAGAAAAUUACAAGAAACACGAAAAAAAGAAGCAAAAAAACGUUUAGAUAAAAAACGAGCUGCAGCAUUAACAUCAGACAAUGUUGACGGUGAUUAUGAUCAAAAUGAUAUAACAAUUAUUAAUGAAGAAGAUAUUUAUGUACCAGAAAAACCAGAACCACGUAAACGAGAUGAAAUUCGAACAACCAUAUUAACGAAAUAUCAAAAUGCUAUUCGACCUCCAGAUGAACCUGAAUUUCUUCUUGAACUUGUUUAUUCCGAACCAAUAUCAACUGAUUCUGAAUGUAGUGCACGUGAACGAGCACGUCGACAUAGUGUUCAAAAUUCAUCAGAUAUUUUUGCUCGUAUUGUGAUUAAUGGUAAAAUAAUGGCUGAUACACCAAAAAUACAAUUGACAAAUGAAUUUGAAGGACAUUUUGGUCGAAUUUUUCCAUGUUAUGUUGUUCGUACACCGGAAAUAAUUAAAAUUGAAUUUUAUGAAGUUUCAACACGUUUUCGUUCAUCAUUAGCUGAAGUUUAUUUAUCUAUACCAGAAUCAACUGUAACAAGUGAAAAUUAUCAAUUACAAUCAAUUGAAUUUAGUUCAAAUGUAUUAAGACAAUUUAAUCCAAAUCAAACAACAGCUGUUGGUGCUGGCAUUCCUUCACCAAUACAAUUUGCUGAUUCUUUAUCUACUUAUCUAAAUAUUGAAGGUGUUUUAAAUGCAGGUGUAGCAUGGGGUGUACAAGAUGAUGUUGUACUUGUACCACCAGAUUAUACAACAUCAAAAGCAUUUCUAAAUCGACAAAUGGGUGGUGGUGUUCAACAAGAUAUAAAUAUGCAAGCAAUUAAUUUAAGUGAUAUGAAAAGUUUAAUUGAAUGGAUAAAACAAUCAAAUCUUGAUCCAUAUGAUCCUGAAAAUGCUUUUCUUAUUAAUCUUAUGAAAGAUUAUAGAAAUUCACGUGGUGAUACAAAAUUGGAAAUGAAUGCUUUACAACAUUUUCGUUUAUCAAUUGAUGAAAAUGAUGAAAUUGAACAAAAUCAACAAAUGAAUAUUGAUAAUUCAUUAAGAUUUAAAUUAUUACAAGCAAGAAAAGAAAAUUUACCAGAAUUUAAAGAUUUUAGAUAUGUACCAACACAUGAUUAUCUUGUAAAAAAAAAAUAUGGCAUUUUUAAAAGAUUUAUGGAUCGUCAAAGAGAAGCUGCUUAUGGUGAUACGUUUGAUCAACAAUUUCAAACAAGACGUCCAACACGUAUUGAUCUAGUACGACGACAAGGCGAAAAACAAUUACGAAAAAUGCGUGAACAAAUAUCAGCUCGUUUUGCACUUACAUCAACUCGGAAAUCUUUUAAUGAAAUGGUUGUUGAAGAGAAUAUACCUGAUAUACAGUAAGAUUAAUAAUAAAAGUAAC